UCCAAGGCCCUCUCUCUCUCUCUCUCCUUUUCAACUUUUUCAGUUACUUUACUCUUUUUUACCCCUUCGUUUCUUUGAUUCUCAUCAUACAUACAACGAGAUUCACACACACGCAUACAUAAAUACAUAUACAUAUAUUCUUGUGGAGGUUCAUUCAUGCAUUACAAUCACAGAGACGAAACAAUCUGAAUCAGGGUCGUCGUCUGUUCGUGUUGUUUGAUUUGAUCAAGACGAUCAUUUCUGGGCAUCCCUGUUUUCGUGUAGGCCGUUUGGUUAACGAGGAAAUCUGGGUUUCUUCUUUUCUUGGUGGAUAUGGCGAUACAGGCGGAGCUGAAUUACGAUUCUCGGAAUGCCAGUAAUAUUGGGUUUCCGUUGACCGGAGGUGGGUCGGAGUUUUCAUCGAUCAACAACGUCCGAUUCGAUCAGUCAUUCAUCAAUCUCCAGUCUGAGAAGAACAUGAAUCAGCAAGCCCUGUUUCAUCAACAGUGUCAAUCUCAGAGCUUUUUCGCUGCCCACGUGGAGAAACAGAGGCAAGAGGUCGAUCAGUUCAUAAGAUCGCAGAACGAGAGAUUGAGGGUUGUGUUGCAAGAACAGAGGAAGCAACAGAUAGAGAUGAUCGUGAGGAAGAUGGAAGCGAAAGCCUGGGUUUUGAUGGCUCAGAAAGACGAAGAGAUCGCCAGAGCUUCGACCAAGAAAAUGGAGCUGGAAGCUCUGUUGAGGAAGAUGGAGAUGGAGAAUCAGACUUGGCAGAGAAUGGCGCGCGAGAACGAAGUCAUGGUCGCGACGCUCAACAACACGCUCGAGCAGGUCCGGGAGAGGGCCUCCUGUUUCCCGGCGGCGGAGGACGAAGGAUCUUGCUGCGGUGGAGGAGAGAGUUUCCCGGCGGCGGAGGCGAGGGCUUGUUUGGACGGCGAGAAAAUGGUGAUGAGCUGCAGGAAUUGCGGGUGUAGUGGGGAAACGUGCGUUCUGUUUCUGCCGUGUAGGCAUCUCUGUUGCUGCACGAACUGCGAAGCGAGUCUCGAUCUUUGUCCCGUUUGUAAAACCCCUAAGAAAGCUACAAUCGAGGCCUUGAUUUUCUAGGGAAAAUUUCCUGAAAACCCUUCUAGUUUUCCCGAGAAAAUUUUCUGCUCCCGCUCCCCAGUUUACCCUGUUUUUUUCCGGCGAAAGAACGAGAUGGGUCUAUCUGGCGAGGCCGUAACUUUCCCGGAGAGAAUCCAAGGCUGUAGAUUUCAGAACGACCAACGAUUCCCCCGGGAAAUUCUGUUGUAAUUUUCCGGGAAAAUUUCUAAGGAGUAGGAAAACAAGUAGCAGUAUUAUUAGAACAUCUGUUAAUUUGAGACUUGAAAGAGUAAUCCUCGUAGGUUUUUCUUUGUUCCAUUAUUUUUUUAAAUUUUUUACUUUUUUACUUUAGUAAAGAUCAAAAUCAAGCCAAUCGAUUUGAACAGAGGAUAUUUUCCUCCCAACGGUUCUAAUUUUGGAUCAUACAGUAUAUAUUUUCAUAACAA
Molecule: messenger RNA, 1505 nt
Organism: Tarenaya hassleriana
Lineage: Eukaryota; Viridiplantae; Streptophyta; Magnoliopsida; Brassicales; Cleomaceae
Product: probable BOI-related E3 ubiquitin-protein ligase 3
Exons: 2
Coding region: 313-1080 (255 amino acids)
Molecular function (GO): ubiquitin-protein transferase activity
Source: RefSeq, a predicted model, not a curated record